Pseudocercospora fijiensis CIRAD86 is the source of this 762-nucleotide messenger RNA. RefSeq lists its product as uncharacterized. The transcript is spliced from 4 exons. Bases 1 to 762 code for a protein of 253 amino acids. The record is from RefSeq and is a predicted model, not a curated record. NCBI's taxonomy places the organism in Eukaryota, Fungi, Ascomycota, Dothideomycetes, Mycosphaerellales, Mycosphaerellaceae.
AUGCCCUGCAUGUACCCGCUUGACUCCUCCAGGCACCUUCACGCGGUACGCGGUCUUACACAGCGAACAUGGCUUCCGUGUUCACUGAACUUUACUCGGAGUUACAUCAGCAAAAAUCUCAAAAUUCUUGGACCCUCAAAGUUCUUGGACCCUCAACAUUCUUGGACCUUCAAAGUUCUUAGACCUUCAAAGUUCUUGGACCCUCAAAAUUCUUGGACCCUCAAAGUUCUUGACCCUCAAAACCCUCAAAAUUCUAGACCCUCAAAAUUCUUGGAGCCUCAAAGUUCUUGGAGCCUCAAAAUUCUUGGAGCCUCAAAGUUCUUGGAGCCUCAAAGUUCUUGGAGCCUCAAAAUUCUUGGAGCCUCAAAAUUCUUGGAGCCUCAAAAUUCUUGGAGCCUCAAAAUUCUUAGAGCCUCAAAAUUCUUGGAGCCUCAAAAUUCUUGGACCUUCAAAGUUCUUGGACCCUCAAAGUUCUUGACCCUCAAAAUUCUAGACCCUCAAAAUUCUAGACCCUCAAAAUUCUUGGAGCCUCAAAAUUCUUGGACCCUCAAAAUCUUGGACCCUCAAAAUUCUUGGACCCUCAAAAUCUUGGACCCUCAAAAUUCUUGGACCCUCAAAAUUCUUGGACCCUCAAAAUUCUUGGACCCUCAAAAUUCUUGGACCCUCAAAAUUCUUGGACCCUCAAAAUUCUUGGACCCUCAAAAUUCUUGGACCCUCAAAAUUCUUGGACCCUCAAAAUUCUUGGACCCUCAAAAUUCUUGA